Molecule: messenger RNA, 1143 nt
Organism: Drosophila kikkawai
Lineage: Eukaryota; Metazoa; Arthropoda; Insecta; Diptera; Drosophilidae
Source: RefSeq, a predicted model, not a curated record
AUGCGGGUCGGCGGCUGCGAGGGCGGACUCGAUCCAAUACCAUCCAAAAUAAUGCGAUCCCCAAGACGUUAUCGAACCCGCUCCUUUGCCGUUCUGACUCUGGCCUUGGCCUCUGUGGCAGUGUCUCUGGCCACUCCGCUGAGCAACUCCUACCUGCCGCCCAAGGUGGGUGCCACGAGUGGCUAUAAUGCCGCAGCUUCUAGCUCCUCUGGCUCGUAUGCAGCUGCUCCGGCGACUGCUUCCUAUGCCAGGAAGAGUCACUCGGUGGUGGCUUCUGCUCCUUCCAGGCAGUAUCUGGCGCCAGCUGCCUCUUCUGGUGGCUCCUCGUACUCCUCUGGUGGAUCUCAUGGCUCCUCGUAUUCCUCUGGAGGAUCUCAUGGCUCCUACUCGGCUCCAUCUACAUCCCAUGGCUCCUACUCCUCUGGAAUUUCCUCGGGCAGCAGCUACGCCUCAGCUCCCGCAGCAUCUCAUACCAGCUACUCGGCACCUGUGGCUGCUCCUUCCAGGAAGUAUCUGGCUCCAGCUGCCGUUUCUCAUAGCAGUUACUCUGCUCCUGCCGUUGCCCACAAAAGCUAUGCUGCCCCAGCUGCCUCCCAUACCAGCUACUCGGCACCUGUGGCCGCUCCUUCCAGGCAGUAUCUGGCCCCGGCUGCCUCUCAUACUAGUUACAGUGCCGUUGGAGGAUCAUCUUAUGCUGCCCCAGCUGCUUCUCAUGGCUCGUACUCGGCUCCAGCUGCUUCUCAUAGCUCUUACUCGGCUCCAGCUGUCUCUCAUGGCUCCUACUCGGCUCCAGCUGCUUCUCAUGGCUCGUACUCGGCUCCAGCUGCUUCUCAUAGCUCCUACUCGGCUCCAGCUGUCUCUCAUGGCUCGUAUUCCGCUGCUACUACCUCUCAUGGCUCCUACUUCGCGCCAGCUGUGGCCUCCAGGAAGAGCUAUGCCGCUCCAGCCGUGUCUCAUGUGAGCUAUACCGGCUCCAACCAUGGCUCUGGCUAUGCUGCUAGUCAGGGUUCCAGCCAUGGUUCUCUUCAAGGAUCCGGCCUCCGAGCUGGUCAUGGAGCUAGUCAUGGAUCUGGUUACGCAUCGGGACACAAGUCCGGUGGAUAUGCCUCCAACGGUGGCUACGAGUACCGUCUGAAGCAUUAA